UCGAUCUAAAUUACUCUUAAAACUCGUUUCAUCUAUUUGCUACUGCAUGAAUGUUUUCUAACCAAGAGCUGCUAGGUUGAUCUUCUAUUGAUGGCAGAAUGUCCACCCAAGAAGGAGCAUGUUCAUGCUGUCAACACCGGACUGUGCCCAGCGCACACCAAACUUUAGACGAGAUGGACUUUGAAAGAGGCAUUUGGUCUGCGGCUUUAGAUGGAGAUUUGGUACGUGUCAAGUCUUUGCUCCAGAAAGGAACCCAUCCUGACGCCAGAGACAACGCUGGCUACACUGCUUUGCACUACGCCAGUCGAGGAGGGCACUUGGCGGUGUGCGAGCUGCUUCUGAGUCACGGCGCCUGUGCCAAUCCGCAGACACGUGGCGGUGCCACGCCGCUCCACCGGGCAGCCUACUGCGGGCACCAGGCCGUCGUCCAGCUGCUGCUCAAGUCCCGUGCCAACCCACAGACCUGCGACGACGACGGGGCCACCGCUUUGCACAAGGCAGCUGCAGGGUGCCAUGGGGAGGUAUGUGAGCUGCUCCUCCAGCACUGCCCUGCGCUGCAGACCCAGAGGGACGCGAGGUCACGAGCCCCCCAGCACCUGGUCCCCACAGACAGCCCCCUGCUGCAGCUUCUCCACAACCCACUCAACGAUGACACCCACGAUGACACCCACGAGACAUAGUGACACUCUCCCUCCUUUUCUCUCGCUCUCGCUCACUCUCUCGCGCGCGCGCGCGCUCUCUCUCUCUCUCUCUCUCUCUCUCUCUCUCUCUCUCUCUCUCUCUCUCUCUCUCUCUCUCUCUCUCUCUCUCUCUCUCUCUCUCUCAUUCUCUCUCUCUCUCCUCCUCUACUCUCCUCCAGCCACCAAGUCCGGAUUUGAGUACUACAGACCUGUUCACAAUAUAACUCAGGAGUCACAGUGACACUCUCCCUUCCUCUCUCCCUCUGUCUCAUAUCAUCCCUCU
This is a messenger RNA of Engraulis encrasicolus (European anchovy), 963 nucleotides long. RefSeq names its product ankyrin repeat domain 39 (gene ankrd39). The transcript has 4 exons. NCBI's taxonomy places the organism in Eukaryota, Metazoa, Chordata, Actinopteri, Clupeiformes, Engraulidae. Gene Ontology annotation, molecular function: protein binding. The coding region runs from base 99 to 680 and encodes 193 amino acids. The record is from RefSeq and is a predicted model, not a curated record.